GUAUUGAAAUCCAGACUUUGAAGGCGUCGUGAAGCGGUCUCUUUCAGCAGAGAGAGAGAGAGAGAGAGAGGAGUUCCUUUUAACGUCGUUCUCUUCUCUGUCUGUCUCUGUUCAUGAGUUCCUUUAAGGUUCUUAGCGUUUCGUUCGUUCUUCAAUAAUCUAUGAAAAACUUCACGGGAAGUUGAAAAUUACCUGAAACAAAAUGGAACCCUUCAUUUUUUCCACCACUGUUCUGAGGUUUUCGCAUGUUUGAUGUGUAAAUUUCCCACAAAGCCACGAAAAUUCUCCCACCUUCCAAAAUUUGACCUAGACUGCCCCUCUGCACACGACAAGACGAAACCGAGGAGACGGGUAGCAGUUUCCGUUCGAAAUUUCUCGACCCAAUUUCGGUGGAAUUUUCUGGGGUCUGUGAUGCUUUGCAACUGUUUCGGAGUUUUCGAUAUGUGCAAAGGAAGUGAUGGUCUUGGUCAAAGAGAGGCGCAAGAGAUUGUCACCAACAAUGUGAGGGUGUUUUCACACAGUUCUUUAAGAUCGGCCACUAAUAAUUUCCACCCUUCAAAUAGAAUCGGAGGCGGUGGCUAUGGAGUUGUUUACCGUGGAGUCUUGAGGGAUGGCACCCAAGUAGCUGUGAAAUCCCUUUCGGCAGAAUCUAGACAAGGGACACAAGAAUUCUUGACCGAGAUUAACACCAUAUCAAACAUUCAUCAUCCGAAUCUCGUCGAACUCAUCGGCUGCUGCGUGGAAGGGAACAAUAGGAUUCUUGUCUAUGAAUUCCUCGAGAGAAACAGCCUUUCCAGUGUCUUGCUCGGUUCGAAGAGUAAAUACGUGCAGCUUGAUUGGUCGAAAAGAGCAGAGAUCUGUCUGGGCACAGCAUUGGGACUAGCCUUUCUUCACGAGGAAGCCGAACCCCACAUUGUACACCGAGACAUCAAGGCGAGUAAUAUCCUUCUGGACAGAGACUUUUCUCCCAAGAUUGGAGAUUUCGGUUUGGCGAAGCUUUUCCCGGACAACGUCACUCAUGUCAGCACCCGGGUCGCUGGAACUUUCGGUUACCUCGCCCCGGAAUAUGCUCUUUUGGGACAGCUGACAAAAAAGGCAGAUGUUUAUAGUUUCGGAGUGCUCGUGCUCGAGAUAAUAAGCGGCUGUAGCAGCGGCAAGGCAGCUUUCGGAGACGGGUUCUCGGUUCUUGUCGAAUGGGCAUGGAAACUAAGAGAAGAAGGGAGACUGGUAGAGUUAAUAGACCCUGAACUGACGCAGUAUCCAGAGGAAGAAGUCAUAAGGUUCAUCAAAGUAGCAUUCUUCUGCACUCAGGCCGCCGCCCAGAAGAGACCGAACAUGAAGCAAGUGGUCGAAAUGCUCUCGAGGAAAGAGAUUAACCUCAACGACAGCGCGCUGACAGAGCCAGGUGUCUACAGGGGCCGCCGCCACGUCAGCAGCUCCGAGGAGAGCUCCUCGUCUCAGUAUCAACGCUAUAACGGGAAAGCUGGUCCACGUCAUCACCCUUCCUCCACCUCUGUUUUUAGCUUUGGAAGCAUCACUCAUAUGGCUCCCAGAUGAUUUAAUUUUUUUACUUCUUUUGAUACAGCAGUAACAUUCUUAGGUGAUAUAUCAUAUGAAAAUAUAUAUAUAUAUAUAUACACACGUGCGGGUAUUGUUAUGGACGGAUUAGAGAGUAAUGUAUUUAUUUAUUUUAAAAUCUCUCUCUUCAUAGAGUGAUGGAGAGUUGACCAUCGUUUUUUUUCGUCUUUUUUUUUUUGUAUUUAAUUAAGAUAUUUUUGGAAUA
Molecule: messenger RNA, 1783 nt
Organism: Tarenaya hassleriana
Lineage: Eukaryota; Viridiplantae; Streptophyta; Magnoliopsida; Brassicales; Cleomaceae
Product: putative serine/threonine-protein kinase
Exons: 7
Coding region: 253-1557 (434 amino acids)
Biological process (GO): protein phosphorylation
Molecular function (GO): ATP binding; protein kinase activity
Source: RefSeq, a predicted model, not a curated record